This is a messenger RNA of Branchiostoma floridae (Florida lancelet), 3079 nucleotides long. RefSeq names its product serine dehydratase-like. The transcript is spliced from 9 exons. Gene Ontology annotation, biological process: L-serine catabolic process; L-threonine catabolic process. Gene Ontology annotation, molecular function: threonine deaminase activity; L-serine ammonia-lyase activity. The record is from RefSeq and is a predicted model, not a curated record. Lineage: Eukaryota; Metazoa; Chordata; Leptocardii; Amphioxiformes; Branchiostomatidae. The coding region runs from base 87 to 1022 and encodes 311 amino acids.
UAGUGUGUGUGGAAACGUUUUUUCUGUAGCUGGAGCCAUAAAGUGGGCGGAGCACUUCUCAGGUAACACAUCACACCGGCUGACCAAUGAGCUACAAGGACAAGCUGUACAUCAACACGCCCCUGCUCGAAAGCCACCCGCUCUCAAAGCAUGCUGGGAUUACCGUGUACCUGAAGUUGGAGAACGUCCAGCCGUCCGCGACCUUCAAAAUCCGCGGCAUCAGCCAUCUUUGUCAGAAGGCACUGAAGGAAGGAGCCAAACACUUUGUCUGCUCCUCAGGUGGGAACGCCGGACUUGCGGCUGCGUACUCGGCCCGGAAACUCGGCGUCCCGGCGACCAUCAUCGUGCCAGAGAGUACUCCGACCUUCGCAGUGGAACGACUGCGGGGGGAGGGCGCCACGGUAAAAGUCGGGGGAAAGGUAUGGGACGACUCCAACCAGCACACCCUGAAGCUGGCCCAGCAGCCGGGAUACGUCUACAUCCCUCCGUUUGAUCAUCCUGUCAUCUGUAAGGAACUCGCCAAAAAGCCUGGAGCGAUCAUAUGUACCGUGGGGGAAGGGGGGCUGCUGAGCGGGGUCGUGGCCGGACUCAGGAAGGUCGGCUGGACGGAUGUUCCGGUGGUCGCCAUGGAAACCAAGGGUGCGGACAGCUUCAAUGCAGCAGUGACUGCUGGAAAGCUAGUGACUAUACCUGACAUCACCAGUGUUGCCAAGUGCCUUGGAGCCAAGACUGUUGCACAGGAGGCUUUUAACCUCAGCAAGCAGCACCCCAUACACUCCGUAGUAGUGACUGAUGAGGAGGCAGUUGGGGCUUGUGCAAAAUUCCUAGAUGAUGAGCGCCUCCUGGUGGAGCCGGCCUGCGGUGCAGCCUUGGCAGCGAUCUACAGCCCUGUGAUCUCCAGACUGCAGGACCAGGGCAGACUGCCAGGGGGCGUCACGUCUGUUGUGGUGGUGGUUUGUGGCGGGAACAACAUCACACUGAAGCAGCUGGAGACGUGGAAGGGGCAGCUAGGCCUGACUUGAGACCACUCCAGCACAAUUUGCUGUUUUUAGUUUUUAAAAACUGUAGAACUAGAGGAUCACCAAGAAAACAGAGUCUGAGGGAAAAAUCUGUACCUAAUUGGUACACAGAUUCAGGGAGUUCAAUUCAACAAAUAUAGUCAGAUUUAAUCCUCAAAGCCUCCUGUUUUAACAUUGACCCUUUGCUGGCUUUACAAAUUUUUGUUUUUAGAUCUGAAAAAAGGAAAAAAAGUCAACAUAAAGAGGUCUGAGGGGAGGGUCUUUACCUUCAGUUGGUAAACACAGUUUUUGGGAAUGAACAGUCAGACUCAAACCCCCGCCCGAGCCUAUUGUUUUCAUCUUGACAUUUUGCUGCAUUAAAAAAGAUAUUGUCGAACCGAUGAAAAGAAUUGAAGUGGCCUAAGGGCAACAGUGAUGUUUAGAAACGGGCCCCUGAUGUCGCUGAUGUCUCAGUUUCACAUUUUCUCAGGAUCAGAAGAGGAUAAAUUCGCACAAUUGAUUAGUAGUUGAUCAAAUGUUCUUAAGUCAACGACACAUUUGAAAGUCAUAUCAAUAUGAAUCAGUAUCGGUACAUUUGACUUUGGCAGUGUCAGUUGAAUUUUGAGAUGAUUGAGACAAUGUUACUUGGUGAGAAAGAUUAGUGGGAACUGAAAUCUUGUGUAAGUUAUUGCUCUCGUUCAAUUAAUCAGCAUUUUUUCUAUAGAGGCCACCUGACUAUAGUGGCCACAUUUCUCCAGUUCCUUGAGUGUCCGCUAUAGACAGGUUUGACUGUAUGUGUGGAGAAACGUAAUAAACAAAUACAUGUUUAUCAGGUUAGCUGUAUUGGGAAAUACAUCUGAAGAUUUCCGCCAUUUCCAGGUGUACUUUUCUUGCUUUUCCUCUAUGGAAUAAAAAGUAACAAAGUUAAAAACACACUUUUUUUUUUAUAACUUACGUUUGUUACCCCACCCCCAAAGAGGCACAGUUCAUCCCUCUUGUCUGUUCUAACUAGUCCUGAAACCAACCAACAACCCUGCAUUAUAAUCAUCAGUCAGUAACAACGCUGGAGACAGACUUUUAGUUCCCCUUUGAACUUUUUAUUCAACCCAUUUUCACCCAAAAAUAACAAGUAACAAUGUCAAUAGUACUAAAUGAGCAAAGUUGAGCUCUUUUACACAGUCAAGUUUGAAACAACAUAAGGAAGAUCUAUAAAGUUAGUUUUAGUAAAGCACAUCCUUUCACCAUAAAAUUGGACAAUUGUAACAGUGUUAUAUCAUAACAGUAAUAUAUAUAUAUAUAUUAUAUCACUAUAAAGUAAUGAGCAAUAGUUUGACAGAAACAAGUGUUACCUAUCAACAGGGUCAUUCUCGAUCAAUUAUUAUUCAAAAUGCACCAUUUAUUGUACAUAUAUAGAUUCAAAUGAAAAAUAAGGAUCAACCAUUUUUUGUUGUCCUCUAACUAAACAGUCUCUCCACACAGACCCUCGUUUCACCUAAAAGACAAAUCCCUCCGGUAUUAUAUAGCAGCGCUGGAUAACCAAAAUACCAAUUUCUGAUUAACAAAAACUGCAACCGUCAGAAAUGGGGGUCUUCAGGGGUUUAUCAUGACAUCACUGCUGUGUAUGUAUGAAAUGCUGAGAAUAUUUUGGAGUCUUCAGGGGUUUGUCAGGACAUUACAUCUGUGUAUGUAUAAAAUUCUGGGGAUAUAUGGGGGUCUUCAGGGGUUUAUCAGGACAUCGCUGCUGUGUAUGUAUGAAAAUGUUGGGAAUAUUUUGGGGUCUUCAGGGGUUUAUCAGGAUAUUACUGUAGUGUAUGUAUGAAUUGUUGGGGAUAUUUGGGGGCCUUCAGGGGUUUCUCGGUAUGAAAUGUUGGGAUAUUUGGGGGUGUUCAGGGGGUUAUCAAAAUUCUAUUGCUGCAUGGGGGGGGGGCUGAGAAUAUGAUGUUUGGGGUUUUAGUUUAGCAAAAUAGCGCCUGAAGAAACAUAACACUUGUUAUUGGAGCGUACAACGAACAUGAAAUGCUGGAUAUAGUAAGUUAUAUAAUAAUAAUGAAAUGUUAAAAUAUACAUCCUUUGAUCACAAA